Messenger RNA from Cyphellophora attinorum, 900 nucleotides. RefSeq lists its product as uncharacterized. The transcript has a single exon. The coding region runs from base 1 to 900 and encodes 299 amino acids. The record is from RefSeq and is a predicted model, not a curated record. Lineage: Eukaryota; Fungi; Ascomycota; Eurotiomycetes; Chaetothyriales; Cyphellophoraceae.
AUGCGCGGCAUCUACAUCCGUCGACGCAUCCGCAACAAUGGAUUCCCAUACAACGGAGGAGACAACUUCUCCUUCCGCCCUCAAAAACCACUGCUACUGAUACCGCUAUCUCCAACACUUUCAAAUAUUCGCGAGAAAUUCCAUUACUAUCUCCACGUCUGGAUGAUACUCGCUAUGGCAUUCAUAACUGCGGUCAGUUACUUCAUAUUCACCCAUUUCGACGCGAGGUGUCAUUGCAAUCUUUCAGGGAACGAGGUCAAGGCCGCUGCGAAUCGGCACGCGAUGAUAGGACAUAAUUGGGGAAAGGCCAAGAUAGUGGUUGAUGGAUGGCUGGCAGGGUCGUGGGCUCUCGCUGCUGGAUGGCCUACAAUGUUCCUGCUUUGCGAGAUUGUCAGAGGGAUCGAUAUGUUGUGGUGCUGGUAUCGGGCGAGGCGAACGCUGCGAAGUCGUAGACGACCAGGGGCUGGAAUUGAGAAGGAUGUUGAGGUCGGCGAGGACUGUCCACUGCUUGCUGGCAAAGAGGACGACACUGUGGAAAUGCCAGGGGAAAAGCUUUCAGUACCAUGCGAGAGCGACAGCCGCCCAGCGCAUAAUCAGCCAGCAGGAGCGGCAACGAGAUCGGAGGCUCACAACGUGCUCGUCGACCAGCUUGACUCUGGCACAAAGCGCAUCAGCCAACCAAGCGGACGGAUCUCCGACGAUACAGCUUCUGAAAAGUCCUCCCCUGCAGGUGUCACAGUCAAGAUCCAAUACUGGUGGGAGGCCGAUGACCCGUCCGAUUUCGUCGAAGAAGAAUGGCGAUUUCCUGGCUGGACCCAGUUUACGGACGACCUGGUCGAUCAACGCUUCAACGGCACCACUAUCUACAUGCGUUAUCCGCCCGAGGCCCUGUGCCGAUGA